AAAAAUACAUUUUACACAAAUUCGCAUUCAAUUCACAUUCUCUCACACACACAUAAAAUAAUUCCUAGGCUGCCUGUCCACAACUGCUGCAACACAUUCGACAACAACCACUGGCAAUUUGUUGUUCACGUAUCCACUGGUCAAAACAUGCUUGCAUAGAUAAAACCGUUAUUAAACCCAAACAUUGUCAAAUUCGAGCAAAGACAACACACAAAACUGCAACGCACGCAGCUUAUAGGAAACACAAGCUCGCCAACUUUUGCACAACGCUAGAUGUAUUAAACUCGGAAGAAACGAACCAUCAAUAAAUAAAAAGUAACAAACAAAUAAACAAACAAACAGCAAGAACAACAUUAAACAGCAAGAAGCACACCACACACUACACACAGCAACAAAAUGGCCUUAAUUAUGAAAUACAUCGAGAGCAUAAACAGAUAUAUGGACUCACAUAGUGAUUCAAGGACAAAGGACUGGCCCAUGAUGUCAUCACCCUUCCCCACACUGGCCGUGUGCCUCACAUACGUCUACCUGGUUAAGGUGCUUGGGCCCCGAUUAAUGGAGAAUCGAAAACCACUUCAUCUACAACAACUGCUGGUCAGCUAUAAUGCGUUACAGGUUGUAUUUAGCGCGUGGCUUUUCUAUGAGUGUUUAAUGGGCGGCUGGUGGGGUUCGUACAGCUUCCGCUGUCAGCCCGUGGACUAUACCGAUAGUCCCACUUCUAGGAGAAUAGGACAGUCCGGUUGGCUAACAGGACAUUAUAGCUUCCGAUGUCAGCCAGUCGACUAUAGUAAUAAUCCUAGAACGUUAAGGAUGGUUCAUGCGUGCUGGUGGUAUUACUUCUCGAAGUUCACAGAGUUCAUGGAUACGAUUUUCUUCGUGCUGCGCAAGAAGACGAGCCAGGUAACAACGCUGCAUGUGAUUCAUCACGGAUGCAUGCCCAUGUCGGUGUGGUUCGGUGUUAAAUUCACUCCAGGUGGUCACAGCACUUUCUUUGGCCUGCUCAAUACAUUCGUGCACAUUGUGAUGUAUACGUACUACAUGUUCUCGGCCAUGGGUCCACAGUACCAGAAGUAUCUCUGGUGGAAGAAGUACCUGACAACGCUGCAAAUGGUCCAGUUCAUUCUAAUUAUGGUGCACGCCUUCCAAUUGCUCUUCAUCGACUGCAAUUACCCGAAGGCCUUCGUCUGGUGGAUCGGCAUGCACGCCGUGAUGUUCUUCUUCCUGUUCAACGAGUUCUACAAGGCAGCAUACAGAAACCGUCUCAUGAAGAAGAAUGCGUUGCUGGCCAACGGACAUGCCAAGCCCAAUGGCUAUUGCAAGAGCAUCAAUGCCCACGACGAUCUGUUCAUGCCACAGCCAACUGCAGCCGUUACGACGCCCAAGGCCAAUGGCAAUGCCACACUCUGCAAUGGCCAUGCGAAUGGCCUGAAGAAUGGCUACAACAAACAGCAGCCAAUUGCCAAUGGCAAUGCGACGACAAUUGGCAAUGGCAGUGCGCACAAAACGAACGGGGUCCUGCUGGCCAAUGGCUAUGGCAAUGGCAACGGUUAUGCCACAAAGCUGGUGGACGAUGUUAACCAGGAGCUGACACACCGAAAGACACAAAAAUAAUAUCGGGGAAAUGCGGGUCGGCGCCAACAUAGAGCUUAGGAUGGGAAGCGGGUAGCACAGCAGUCAGCGCCAGGAGCAACACUUUGAUGCUCCAAGAGUCAUAAGCACACCUACAUCUAUGCACACAUACACACACACACACACACAAAUAACAUACACACACACAACACAGC
Drosophila grimshawi is the source of this 1784-nucleotide messenger RNA. RefSeq names its product elongation of very long chain fatty acids protein AAEL008004. The coding region runs from base 397 to 1611 and encodes 404 amino acids. The record is from RefSeq and is a predicted model, not a curated record. NCBI's taxonomy places the organism in Eukaryota, Metazoa, Arthropoda, Insecta, Diptera, Drosophilidae. Gene Ontology annotation, biological process: very long-chain fatty acid biosynthetic process; fatty acid elongation, saturated fatty acid; sphingolipid biosynthetic process. The transcript has 12 exons. Gene Ontology annotation, cellular component: endoplasmic reticulum membrane. Gene Ontology annotation, molecular function: fatty acid elongase activity.